UUGAGUUAGGUGAUUAGCCCAAACAUGAAGCCACCUUUAAAUUCCCCCUACCCCAUUCCUCUUUCCAAAUACACACUCACCAAAGCUCAAAUUUGCAUUUCCGCUAGAGACUCAUUUCAUUUCUGCAAAUGGGAGAGGAAGAGAAGAAACCGGAGGAGCCCAAGCCGGCGCCCGAGGAGGAGCCGCCCAAGGAUGACAAGAAAGCGGAGGAGCAGCCCCCGCCGCAGGAAAUCGUCCUCAAAGUUUACAUGCAUUGUGAGGGCUGCGCUCGGAAAGUCCGCCGCUGCCUCAAAGGAUUCGAUGGAGUGGAGGAUGUGAUGACGGAUUGUAGGACGAGUAAAGUGGUGGUGAAGGGGGAGAAAGCAGAUCCGCUCAAGGUGUUGGAGAGGGUUCAGCGGAAGAGCCACCGCCAAGUGGAGCUCAUCUCGCCGAUUCCGCCGCCUCCCGCGCCUGAGGAAGCCAAGAAGCCAGAGGAGAAAGAGGCGCCCAAGCCUGAAGUCAAGAAAGAGGAGCCGCCUGUGAUUACAGUGGUGUUGGGAGUGUACAUGCAUUGUGAGGCCUGUGCUCAAGAGCUCAAAAAGAGAAUCCAAAGAAUGAAAGGAGUGGAGAGUGUAGAGCCAGACCUGAAGAGCUCACAAGUGACAGUGAAAGGAGUGUUGGAUGCGGAGAAGCUGACGGAUUACGUGCACAAGAGAACCGGGAAGCACGCCACCGUGGUGAAAGUGGAGGCGGAGGCGAAGAAAGAGGAGGAGAAGAAGGAGGAGAAGAAGCCAGAGGAAGCGGAGAAGGAAGCCAAGAAAGAAGGAGGAGGAGAGAAAGAGAAAGAGAAAGAGAAGAAAGAAGAAGGCGGCGGAGAAGCGGCGGCGAAGACGGAGGCAGCUCCGGCGGCGGCGGAGGGGGAAGAGACGAAGGUGGUGGAAUUGAAGAAGAAUGAGAUGCAGAUGAUGCAGUACUAUUACAACCCAAACUUCUACUACCAGCAGGUGCCGCCGCAGCCGGUGUAUCCGCAGAGAUUUAUGCAGGAAUACCAGCUUGAAUAUCCACCGCCGCAGAUGUUUAGCGAUGAGAAUCCGAAUGCAUGUACCGUGAUGUGAUACCAAGGGUAUAAUUGGGAAUUCAACUUAUAGUGGUGGCCACAUGGGUAUACUGUCCCAUCUUAAUAUGUUGUUCUCUCUCUCUCUCUCUCUUCAUGUGGCCCUGUCUGCCCUCUAAAUCUACAUUACAUACCCCUCUCUUACUUUUA
Salvia hispanica is the source of this 1243-nucleotide messenger RNA. Its product is annotated as heavy metal-associated isoprenylated plant protein 7-like. Lineage: Eukaryota; Viridiplantae; Streptophyta; Magnoliopsida; Lamiales; Lamiaceae. Gene Ontology annotation, molecular function: metal ion binding. The record is from RefSeq and is a predicted model, not a curated record.